UUUGGGAAGCAACAUCACAAUUUCCCCCUCCCUUUUCUCAAUUUCUUAAUCCCUUUUCUGAAAAGGGGGAAAAUCCGGAUGGGUUUCACGGAUUGGACUGGUGUCAGCUGUGUUUUACUGCACACCUNAAUCCUGAUGAUCGGUUUUUCAUUUUCCCCUCAAUAGCUUUUAUUUUGGCAGUUUAGCCACAUGNGUUUUCCAGAAAGUUAGUUCCAAGUUUUUUCUCCUCUUUCUUUCCUUCCCUUCCCCUUUCCCAUCUAACCCCCAAACAUUAUUGUCCAAACAUGACUGGACAGCAACUUUUGUUUCUUGACCCUGUGGUAUGACAGUCUGCUAAUAUUGCCAGAAAGUNCAGUUUGGGGGUUACAGUUGUGAUUUAGCUAUUCAAUCAUAUUAGCAGGAAAAAAAAUGACUUGUUUCUGUUGUACUUGAGUCUUAAGAAAAAGUGCCCAUAGUUUAGUGACAAUUUCCAAAGGCUUUAGUACCACCUGUAUUUCAAAAUGGGGGAUCCAAACUCCCGGAAGAAACAAGCUCUGAACAGACUACGCGCUCAGCUGAGGAAGAAAAAGGAAUCCCUAGCUGACCAGUUUGACUUCAAGAUGUAUAUCGCCUUUGUGUUCAAGGAGAAGGUGAUUCAAAGUUCUUACUGCGGCGAGUUAGCACAAGUGUUUUUUAAGAAAAAGUCAGCACUUUUUGAAGUGUCUGAGGUUAUACCAGUCAUGACAAAUAAUUACGAAGAAAAUAUUCUGAAAGGUGUGCGAGAUUCCAGCUAUUCCUUGGAAAGUUCUCUAGAGCUUCUACAGAAGGAUGUGGUACAGCUCCAUGCCCCUCGGUACCAGUCUAUGAGAAGGGAUGUAAUUGGCUGUACUCAGGAGAUGGAUUUCAUUCUUUGGCCUCGGAAUGAUAUUGAGAAAAUCGUGUGUCUCCUGUUCUCUAGGUGGAAGGAAUCUGAUGAACCCUUUAGGCCUGUUCAGGCCAAAUUUGAAUUUCAUCACGGUGACUACGAGAAACAGUUUCUGCAUGUACUGAGCCGCAAGGACAAGNCAGGAAUUGUUGUCAACAAUCCUAACCAGUCAGUGUUUCUCUUCAUUGACAGACAGCAUUUGCAGACUCCAAAAAACAAAGCCACCAUCUUCAAGUUAUGCAGCAUCUGCCUCUACCUGCCACAGGAACAGCUCACCCACUGGGCAGUUGGCACCAUAGAGGAUCACCUCCGUCCUUACAUGCCAGAGUAAAUAAGAGCAGUGACCAGCAAAAUGGAGAAGACCAGAGAAUGCAGCAGCUAUUUUCUUUUCUUGUUUUCUUACCACUUUUCUUUCAGAGUUUAAAGAAAAUGGACUCAUGCACAGAACACUAUGCAUUUUGAAACUUGUUCAUCCUGGAUUUAUUUUAAUCAUUUGUAUCACAGAACUUUAAAAAAAAAUUAGAUGUCUUCUGCACGGACUGUGUGAAAGAAGGUGCAUUGCAGACUGCUGCACUGCAUCGGCAUCUUACUAAAAUGUGAAGGAAGGACUAUUGUACACUGAAAUGCUUACUGUAUCUGAAAGCACAGGUGAUGCUCAGUGUUGGGGUCUUCAUGUUUGCGCUGGUGUUUGCCUCUGACAUCUGUCAUCAGUAUUGAGGGUGAGAGUGAAUGUAACAGGUAUAAAUAACACUUAAAAACUUAAUAGCUUUGCUAUAAUCACCGUUGUUCCAGAGCACUGUCAGAUUCAUUAUAAUGACCAGAUGGUUGUUACAAAAAGAAUUACAACCAUGAGAAAGAAAUCUUAAUGAAAAAAAGCAUCUCAUUGAGGUAUUUCUGCCUCAUGUGCACUGGGCCAUGUUUGUUUUCUUGGUACUCAUUAGUACAUGUAUUUUUUCCCAGAUCUCUUUCCCCGAGUUGCUGUUAUAGAGUACUCUGCUGUGUGCAGAUGCAUUUAUACACAUUAACGAAGAUCUGGAGUCUGGUGUGGCUAAAGCAGCUACAAACCGAGAAACAUUCAUAGCUGCAAAAACCAUCAUAAGUAGAGGACUUUUGGUUUUUGUUUUGUUUUUUUGGUGUUAGAAAUUUUAAUUACAAAUAAAAAAUCCAGUGAAUUUUGCAGAAAUACUGGUUUCUACACCAUCCUAAAGAAGUUGAGUGUUUGGGAUAGAAAANGAAAGUGGGGAAUCUUACAUUGUAAAAAUAACUACAGAGUGAAGAGUUCUGAAAGCAGAACUCGUUUGUGCAAUGAACAUAAGGAAAGACUACUGUAUAGCUUUUACUUUUUUUGUUUUUUGUUUUGUUUUGCUUUUUCUUUUAAAUGAAGAAAAGCUUUGCAUAAGGGUUGCAUACUUUUAUUGGAGUAAAUCUGAAUGAUUCUACUCUUUUGGAGUAAAACUAGUGCUUACUGGUUUCCAUUUGUAUUUAGCUUCUGGUUGGAAUUUGACAAAAAAAAGGGGGUGGGGAAGACUAAAUAAAAUAGGUGAAAGCUUCCGGGCUAUUCAGAU
Messenger RNA from Mus pahari (shrew mouse), 2469 nucleotides. It is a transcript of the gene C16H6orf62, whose product is annotated as chromosome 16 C6orf62 homolog. The record is from RefSeq and is a predicted model, not a curated record. Lineage: Eukaryota; Metazoa; Chordata; Mammalia; Rodentia; Muridae. The coding region runs from base 501 to 1235 and encodes 244 amino acids. The transcript is spliced from 5 exons.